Molecule: messenger RNA, 1249 nt
Organism: Monomorium pharaonis (pharaoh ant)
Lineage: Eukaryota; Metazoa; Arthropoda; Insecta; Hymenoptera; Formicidae
Product: odorant receptor Or1-like
Exons: 5
Coding region: 115-1221 (368 amino acids)
Biological process (GO): sensory perception of smell; detection of chemical stimulus involved in sensory perception of smell
Cellular component (GO): plasma membrane
Molecular function (GO): olfactory receptor activity; odorant binding
Source: RefSeq, a predicted model, not a curated record
AGAUUUUAUAAUUUAAAAUAAAAAAUAAUAUUAUAAUCUUUAAAAAAUGAUUUACGUGCUUUAUUUGGAAAACGAACAUUGAAAUUUUCGACAGAAGUAAAUUAGAAAUUAACGAUGCAAAUAUUAGAUCUUACAUUUAGAAUAUUAAUGAUUUGUGGAUGCUGGAUGCCAGAUACUUGGACGACACCGUAUAAACGGUUAGUUUAUUAUGUAUACACUAUUUUCAUAAUGCUGCUUGUACAUUCGUUUAUGCUAUCACAAUUGAUGGAUCUAAUUUUGACCGUGGAUAAUACCGACGAUUUUACUGAUAAUUUCUAUAUGCUACUUGCAAUGUUUGUUUCUUGCUGUAAGAUGCUCACUCUGUUGAUAAAUCGCAGUAACAUUGCGAUGUUAAUUGAUAUUCUUGUAAGAAAACCAUGUAAACCGGUUCAGUCUGACGAAAUUGAAAUUCAGCAGAAAUUUGAUAAACAUGUGCAGACAAACACGCUUUGGUACGCCUUUUUUGUUGAAACAACGUGUCUAUGCAUUGCCGUAACGUCAUUACUGACAGAAUUCAGAAAAAAAAGAUUAACAUUUAGGGCAUGGUUGCCAUUUGACUAUUCCUCAUCGUCAUUGUUUCGCAUUGUAUACGUGCAUCAAUUAAUAAGUCUGACAGCCGGAUCUAUUCUCCAUAUUGCUUGUGACGGUCUCAUAUGUGGAUUCUUAGUGCACAUUUGCUGUCAGAUAGAAAUAAUCGAAUGCCGUUUGCGAAAAGUCGCACACGAUCGGAAUAUUCUUCGCCAAUCCGUUUUGCAACAUGAUAAUAUAUUCAAAUUUGCCAAUUUAGUAAAUGAAAAAUUUAGAUUUACUAUUAUUAUACAGUUUAUUGUGAGUACAUUGGUAGUAUGUUUUAAUCUUUUCCAAUUUACUAAGUCAACCGGAUUAAAAGCACAGUACAUGCAAUUAAUAAUGUAUACGGGUUGCAUGUUAACACAAAUUUUUUUUUAUUGCUGGUAUGGUAACGAAGUUAUGUUGAAGAGCCGUUAUCUGGUUAAUUGCAUAUUUGAAAUGGAGUGGUUUGGAUUAAAUAAACAUACUAAACAAUCUUUAUUAAUGAUUAUGAGACGAAGUUCAAAACCAAUCGAACUUACCAGUGCUUACGUUAUCUCGAUGAAUCUUGAUUCAUUUGUGGGUUUACUCAAAACGUCAUAUUCAGCUUACAACAUAUUGAAGCAAAUAUAAGAACGGCAGAAAUACAGAGAAAGUAAAA